AUGCAAACGCCCAAGCGGGAUCCUGAAGAUUGGGCUGGAGCCCUGGGCAAAUGCUGGAAUUUAUGCUUGCUCAUGAUGCUUAUGAAAAUAUUGAGCCAGCUGGCGCAAGCAAUUCGUUUCUAUAUGGCCCUUGACACCGGUGGUAGCGCGAACAUCAAACUAAGAAGGGGUCGAAUCAAGAAGAUGAGGAGCAAAUUGCGAUACUACUACUACUUUAUGAUCCUCUUCGCGACUCUGGCCAUCUUCUGCGUUUUACUCGUCUUAGUUGGAGAACAAAUGUCAGCGCACGAAGACGUUGGGCAGCUCGAAGAUGUGCAUGUGUCCGGACGAGAUUUGCCGCCACAAAGCGACGAUCAUCAACCC
Mesorhabditis belari is the source of this 363-nucleotide messenger RNA. The record is from the annotation of a GenBank genome assembly. NCBI's taxonomy places the organism in Eukaryota, Metazoa, Nematoda, Chromadorea, Rhabditida, Rhabditidae.